This is a messenger RNA of Strongyloides ratti, 636 nucleotides long. RefSeq names its product Desumoylating isopeptidase 2. Bases 1 to 636 code for a protein of 211 amino acids. Gene Ontology annotation, biological process: protein deubiquitination. The record is from RefSeq and is a predicted model, not a curated record. NCBI's taxonomy places the organism in Eukaryota, Metazoa, Nematoda, Chromadorea, Rhabditida, Strongyloididae. Gene Ontology annotation, molecular function: deubiquitinase activity. The transcript has 3 exons.
AUGGUUCGUGCUCCGGUAAGGCUUAAUGUUUAUGAUAUGUAUUGGAUCAAUGAAUAUGCAUCAACUCUUGGUGUUGGUGUAUUUCAUAGUGGAAUAGAAAUAUAUGGUGUUGAAUAUGCAUAUGGAGGACAUCCAUUUGAUUUUUCAGGAGUUUUUGAAAAUACUCCUCAGGAGGCAGAAGAAUUGGGUGAAAAUUUUAAAUUUAGAGAAAGUAUUAUAAUUGGUGAGACUGAUUUUUCUGUCAGUGAUAUCAAACAUAUCGUUAAACAGCUAGGACAAGAUUUUAAAGGAAAUGCCUAUCAUCUUAUCUGUAAAAAUUGUAACCAUUUUUCUGCUGAGUUUGCCAAAAUUCUUACGGGUGUAGAGAUUCCUGGAUGGAUAAAUCGACUUGCCUCUAUUUCUCAAAGUAUACCAUUUUUAGAAAAAAUGAUACCUCAAGAAUGGCUUACUCCUGUAGCAUUGCAGGAGAGUAUUGAUAAUAAACAAUCACUAAGUGAAUCAGGUCCUGGAAAUGUUAUUACUAAACAAGUACCUACUAAAACAGCAUCAUUAAAUUAUCCUAUAAAUGUUGAUUAUGCCAAAGAAGCAACAGAAGAAGGAGAAUAUUCCAAUAAUGGUAAAGGUAUUAUUUGGUAG